AUGAACUCUCCGUUCGUAAACUUCUGUUUCCCUGGGUCGGUCAUGAUGGAGUAUGACAUGAGUCAGAGUCUGGACGGGAGUCCGCUGGAGGAGAGUGAGGAGAGAGGAGGAUACAGGGAAACCACCAGAAGUCUGGACGAGAGUCCGCUGGAGGAGAGUGAGGAGAGAGGAGGAUACAGGGAAACUACCAGGAAUCUGCUCAGCUUCAUAGACUCAGCCUCCAGCAACAUCAAACUGGCUUUAGACAAGCCAGUCAAGUCCAAAAGGAAAGUCAACCACCGCAAGUACCUGCAGAAGCAGAUCAAGAGAUGUACAGGCUUCAUCAGUCCAACAGGGAACCCAGCAGCAGCUCCAGGGGCCAACAGGAGAAAAGUCUCUGGCUUUCCCACCCAGACCCAGACCCAGCUUCAGACCCAACUUCAGACCCAACUUCAGACCCAGCCCAGCCCAUUCCAGCAAGGCAAACCCGUCCACAAGCGGGACGGGCUACAGGCCAACCUCCAGACCAAGAGCCUGGCUGCCCUCUUUAACUCUGUCAAGGAGCCUGUCAAGGGGGAGAGAGCCAAGAAGCCUCCCCUGAGGCACCGUAACCUUCCCCCAUCCUUUUUCACUGAGCCGGCCAACACGACCACCUCUCGAGUCACGUCCACCUCGGGCAUGUUCCUGGGUGAUCUGGAACGGGGAGGGGGGAACCCGGACUUCUUUGACCUGCUGGGGCCGGACUACAGUAACAUGCUCAGUGAUCAGGACGUGUUUCAGACUCGCGGCCUGCCCAGUAGGAUCAUCGACCAGGACAUGUUUCAGACUCGCGGCCUGCCCAGUAGGAUCCUCCAGCACCAGCAGACUCAGGACAUAACAGACCAGGUAUCGCCCUACGACCCUCACCAUCUAGUGGGAGGAUUCUUGUAUACAGAGCCUUGGAUUACCUCUUCUCCUUCUAAGAAGGCAGGGGAGGGCGUACGGAUGGGCCCAGGAACACAGACACCCCUGUACUGCCAAUCAGGAGAGGGCGUACGGACGGGCCCAGGAACACAGACACCCCUGUACUGCCAAUCAGGAGAGGGCGUACGGACGGGCCCAGGAACACAGACACCCCUGUACUGCCAAUCAGGAGAGGGCGUACGGACGGGCCCAGGAACACAGACACCCCUGUACUGUCACCCUGUGUCUGACUCCUCUGCGACAGGGUCUACAGAGGAUAGUAACUCACUGUGCACUCUGGCCUUUCCCAACUUCUUCCCAGACUGCUCUGUGUCUCAGGUCUCAUAUGGUCUGAGUGGUGGUGGGUACAACACAAAGGGGUUCUCUUCUCUCUGA
Messenger RNA from Oncorhynchus keta (chum salmon), 1317 nucleotides. Its product is annotated as protein FAM181B. Bases 1 to 1317 code for a protein of 438 amino acids. NCBI's taxonomy places the organism in Eukaryota, Metazoa, Chordata, Actinopteri, Salmoniformes, Salmonidae. The transcript has a single exon. The record is from RefSeq and is a predicted model, not a curated record.